AUGGGAAUUUUGGGAGUGAUUCUGAAGAAUCCAGAUGACUUAUAUCCGUUGCUGAAGCUCAAAAUCGCGGCGAGGAACGCCGAGAAGCAGAUCCCGCCGGAACCACAUUGGGGAUUCUGUUACUCUAUGCUCCACAAAGUUUCUCGAAGUUUCGGUCUCGUUAUUCAGCAGCUUCGUCCCGAGCUUCGUGAUGCCGUUUGCAUAUUCUAUUUGGUUCUCCGCGCUCUUGAUACUGUUGAGGAUGAUACUAGCGUAGAGACAGAUGUCAAGGUACCGAUACUAAUAGCUUUUCAUCGCCACAUCUAUGAUCAUGACUGGCACUUUGGAUGUGGCACGAAGGAGUACAAAGUUCUAAUGGACCAGUUUCAUCAUGUUUCAACGGCUUUUCUGGAACUUGGAAAGAACUAUCAGGAUGCAAUUGAAGACAUUACCAAAAGAAUGGGUGCUGGAAUGGCCAAAUUUAUUUGCAAGGAGGUAGAGACAAUUGAUGACUAUGAUGAAUAUUGCCACUAUGUGGCAGGACUUGUUGGGCUUGGUUUAUCAAAACUAUUCUACGCCUCUGGUACGGAGGAUCUGGCUACAGACGACCUUUCAAAUUCAAUGGGUUUGUUUCUUCAGAAAACCAAUAUUAUUCGAGAUUAUCUGGAAGACAUCAAUGAGAUACCAAAGUCACGCAUGUUUUGGCCACGGCAGAUCUGGAGUAAAUAUGUUAGCAAACUUGAGGACUUGAAAUACGAGGAAAACUCUGUUAAGGCUGUGCAAUGCUUAAACGACAUGGUCACUAAUGCUUUGCUGCAUGCUGAAGAUUGCUUAAAAUACAUGUCUGCAUUACGAGACCCCUCUAUAUUUCGCUUUUGUGCUAUUCCUCAGAUAAUGGCAAUUGGAACACUUGCACUAUGCUACAACAACAUUGAUGUCUUCAGAGGCGUAGUUAAAAUGAGGCGAGGUCUAACUGCCAAAGUGAUUGACCGGACAAAGACUAUGACUGAUGUCUAUGGGGCUUUCUUUGAUUUUUCUUCCAUGUUGGAGUCCAAGGUUGACAAAAAUGAUCCCAAUGCAACAAAAACGUUGAGCAGGCUGGAAGCUAUACAGAAAACUUGCAGAGAAUCUGGUCUCCUAACCAAAAGGAAAUCUUAUGUUGUGGGGAAUGAGAGCGGAUAUGGCCCGACAAUGAUUUUCAUACUGGUCAUCUUGUUUUCCAUCAUUUUUGCGUAUCUCUCUGCCAACCAUCAUAGUAACUGA
This is a messenger RNA of Lathyrus sativus (Indian pea), 1242 nucleotides long. NCBI's taxonomy places the organism in Eukaryota, Viridiplantae, Streptophyta, Magnoliopsida, Fabales, Fabaceae. The record is from the annotation of a GenBank genome assembly.